Messenger RNA from Ramularia collo-cygni, 354 nucleotides. RefSeq lists its product as uncharacterized. The transcript has a single exon. Bases 1 to 354 code for a protein of 117 amino acids. Lineage: Eukaryota; Fungi; Ascomycota; Dothideomycetes; Mycosphaerellales; Mycosphaerellaceae. The record is from RefSeq and is a predicted model, not a curated record.
AUGAACGCACAGGCAUACUAUCAGCAGAGGGAUGGAUCUCGCGCAGCACCGUCACAACAACAACAUGUGCAGUCCGUAAACAUGGCCAGCUUGAUGCUACGACCUGGACAGCAGCAAGUGGAUGCCAAAAUCUUCACACAGCACGCGAGUCUUUCGCAGGCAGCAAGCCCCACAGAAAGCAAGGGCAGUCCCGAUUCUUCCUCCUCCAUGGACGAUCAGUUCUCACACUGGGAUCUUUCUUUUGCUUCGAUGGCAGAUGGCGAGUGCUUGGCCUGUGGCUACAGAUAUGGUUCUGUAGAGGAGCUUGCAGACCAUCAAAGGAUUGACCAUGGAUUGGCCGACGUCAUAUUUUGA